AUGGUAAUAGAUUCGAGACCGAGAACAUUUCGUGAUCUCGUGCGUAAGCACACCGACUUCCUCGUGAAUCCUCUACAGUGGACAUCGCGUCAUUUGGAUCUGGUGGGCUCUCGGUUUGACGAUAUCGCAAUCAUUCCUCCCUAUACUGAUUCGACUACAAGCGCCUGCCCGGACACCGGUCGCCAGCCCCCUAACGAUGCCGAAACACUUGCUCGAAACAUUUUUCCCGACGUGAAGUGUCGGAGUCUCAUUAAGAUCUUGGUUGGCAAGGGCCUCCUAAACAGCAAAGGAACGUCACUUUGGUUUCAAGGCCGCCGCGUUCACCGACCGCGCUAUCUCGUGUUUCACCCUCGAAAGGAAUCCCUCAAUCGAAAUGACAGCACCUCACCCUCUUUUGUCGGCUAUGUACAUUACACAGACGUUGUUGGAGAUCGAAGGAGACAGUUUGAACCCUGCUCGGGUCCAAGGGGGGUAAAUAACAGGCCAGGGAUCCAACUAUGCCUGAAGAAAGUGGCGCAGACAACACCGAAAGACUGGACUGAAGAUGCGUACUUUAUGUGUCAUUUACUGGCUCUCGCGCACUCGAUCUCUCUGAACCAACUACGUAUACUGUAUGUAUCUGCUUGCCCCGCUUUGCAUCCCUCCCUUUGGUCCCUGCUAAUUUGCUUCCUGCCCCGUCUUCUUGUCACGCACGGCCAAGAGCGCGAAUACAUCUUCCUUUAUGAAGCCGACAUUCCAACCGAGCUUCUAGAUGGGCUUUGGAAUCCCAAGGAUGCAACAAGCCCCAUGAAAUGGCCUACGAUACGACGGGAGAAAAUUCCGUACGAACCUUUUGAUACUUUCUCGAGCCGACUAGUAGCCGAGCUAGUUGCACCCAGUCAUUCCCCCUCCCACGAUCCCAUGAUUUCAUCAGAUGGCCCAAGUUGCGUCACCAGUAGGAAACGAUCGCACGAAGAAGAAACAGGGGGGAAAUAUAAGAUACCACGACCUUCAGAGUGA
This is a messenger RNA of Aspergillus sclerotioniger CBS 115572, 999 nucleotides long. RefSeq lists its product as uncharacterized. NCBI's taxonomy places the organism in Eukaryota, Fungi, Ascomycota, Eurotiomycetes, Eurotiales, Aspergillaceae. The record is from RefSeq and is a predicted model, not a curated record. Bases 1 to 999 code for a protein of 332 amino acids. The transcript has 3 exons.